This is a messenger RNA of Astrephomene gubernaculifera, 2102 nucleotides long. The record is from the annotation of a GenBank genome assembly. Lineage: Eukaryota; Viridiplantae; Chlorophyta; Chlorophyceae; Chlamydomonadales; Astrephomenaceae.
GUUCAAUGUAUUAUUGCGUUAUUAUAUGCUGUUCGCGUGGAGGCUUACGUUAGUCGGUGCCGGGUCGAGUCCCCUACACUACACCCCAGCGCCCUCUUUUACAGCCCACGCGGAAUCCGCAUAACCUAUUGUAACGUUUUCGUAUAUAUACACGGACACCAUCAUCAAGUCUUAACUGGUAUCGUGGAGGGGCAACGUCACACUAUUGCUAGCUAGGGCUGUCAUAGUUCGUCGACUCUUUGCCCAAAUAUAACAAACAUUGAACAGAACAUACAAGAAAUUGAGCGAUUUACCGGUAGUGGAGUCUGUGCUGGAACGCACAAGGCAGGAUGGCGGACAACCUAAAUUUCGACUUCGAGGCGGAAAUUGAGUCGUCUAAUCUGUUAACACAAGCACAGCGUCAGGUCGAGCCACUUGACCUCCCAGCGGAGGCCAUCGGGCAGCAGCCAGCCAACUACCGAAAAAAUUUCCGCAAGACGGUAUGCACCUACUGGCUGCGCGGGCUGUGCAUGAAGGGCGAUGCCUGCGGCUUCCUGCACCAGUUCGUGACGGACCGCAUGCCGGUCUGCCGCAACCUGCUCAAGUACGGAGAGUGCCACGAACAGGACUGUCCGUACAAGCACUCGAUGGACGAGAUCAAAGAGUGCAACAUGUACAAGCUGGGCUUCUGCAUCUACGGGCCCCAAUGCCGCUACAAACACAUCAAGAACCCAGGUCCGCCCCCGGAACCCGAGGAGGUGGAGGCCGCCAAGCCGCGUGAGCACCGCAACAUCAAUGUGGUGGUCAACCAGGUCAACCCCGGCGUUGCCAAGGAUGAGGAGCGGCCAGCCAAGCGAGCAAGGCCAUUCGGUGGCCGAGAAGGCUUCCGAGAUCGCGACAGGGACAGGGACCGCGACCGCGACCGCCGUGGCGGCGAUCGGGACCGUCCGCUGGCGCUGCCGGCUCCUCCGGCAGCAGCUGGCGGGGAGGAGCGGGAGCGCGAUCGGGAGCGGGAGCGUGGCGGUGGGGGUCGCUUCGAGGGCCGUGGCUCAGAGGGAUUCCGCGGCGGGCACCGGGAUCGCGGGGGCCGAGGGAACUGGCGCGGCGGCGGCGGCGGUGGCGGGGACGACAUGGAUGGUGGCGGCGGUGGCGGGAUGCAUGGCCGCGAGCAGGCGCCUGCGGGCAUGCCGCCUGUGACAGCCCCCGGCCCCGCCACGUUGCCCCCGCUGGCUGGGUUGAUAGCGCCCAUGCCGGGUAUCAUGAUGCCUCAGGGCCAAGGGGGGAUGCCCGGGGGCGGGGGCCCACCUGGCCCCCCUGGAGGGCUGGGUGACGGCGGAGGAGGCGGAGGCGGCAUGGGGCAGUUUGAUCCGGGCUUGUUUGCGGCGAUGGCGGGGCAGGGCUUCUUCCCGCGUCCCUACUAGGCCAAACACGCAACAUACCGCCUUUACUGCCACGUACCAGCGCCAACAGUCCGGUGCGUACGGCAUGCAACGCAGCUUCGCAGCCGGUGCCCGCCCUUCCAUUCCGCUACUGCCCCUGCCGGCAGCCAUGGACGCAGGGGUCUGGGCGCUAUUAAGGGUCUAGGCUGACAACAUGCGCUGCUUUUGGCGGUAACAGCUGCGAGCCGGGGGCGGGUGAGGGGCAGCAGGGGCCAGGCGUCAUGUGCGGGCGGGUUGGGGUGGCAAGACGUUGUUCACGCUAAGUAAACAACGUUCACGCCUUGUUUUGCCUCCGGCAGCGGCUAGGAUGUUGCAGCAACGGCUAGACAGUAGACGACCGUCUCUGUUGAACGUUCGCAUGCGAUGUCGUGUGGCGGGGUUGCCUAACAACACUGCGCGUUGUGCGAUGUUGUUGUUGUUGUGUGAAGGUUGUGGGAGGCGGAGGCCAGGGAAGGGUGCUUGCCUAUCUGACUUCCUGACUGGUGGAUGGAGUCGCCUGCAAGCUAGUGCAGGCGGGCCUAGCUUCACGCGAGGCCUUUGCUGUUGCUGUAAUGCGCAUUGCUGUAAACACUCACAGGCGCGAUAUAUUCGGGGUAUUUUUAUUUGCGAAAAGAGUACAGGCUGUCAGCCUGCGGAAAUGGCUGGGGGGCAACGGAACUGGUGUCUGUAAAGCAGCAAAGCGAA